Molecule: messenger RNA, 4812 nt
Organism: Parnassius mnemosyne (clouded apollo)
Lineage: Eukaryota; Metazoa; Arthropoda; Insecta; Lepidoptera; Papilionidae
Source: the annotation of a GenBank genome assembly
AUGGAUCCUGGAAUUGAUAGUGAAUGGCUUGGAUACAAAAAUGACAAUAUUGAUGAAGUACAAAAUAUUGGCAAUAUAGCCCGCAGUUGGCAGUGGAGGGAAAGAGGAAUAGAUCCCCCACACUACCCUAACAAUAAGACAGUACUUGAAAAUGCUGCUGAAGACAUUCUUGUCCAAAAACCUCUUAAAAUCAGAUGCUGUGACUUACCAGGAUAUCCAAGAUCGACAUUUUUAAUGGUUUUUAGUCCAGAUGGAACUAAAGUUGCCUCAACACAUGGAAAUCACAAUAUAUAUGUAUCAGAAUUAGCAAGUGGAAAACAUGUGCGAAUACUAAAGGGGCAUCCACGCACUCCAUGGUGUAUCGCAUUUCACCCAUCGCAUCCACAAUUAAUAGGUUCAGGAUGUCUUGGAGGACAAGUUAGGGUCUGGGAUAUUUCCAGUGGUGGUAGUGAAGUAUGGAAUGUGCGUGAUGAGACAGUGAUAGCUUCUAUUGCUUUCCACCCCAGAGAGCAACUGUUAGUGAUAGCUACAUACAACGAACUGUAUUUUUGGGAUUGGAACCAAUCAGCACCUUUUACUAAAGUCACUACUAAUAACAUCAAUGAAAAAGUGAGAUAUGUGGCGUUCGAUGCUUUAGGGUACAAAUUAAUAACUGGAAUUUCAUUAUGGGCGAGCCCAGGAGGAACCAGUGCCUCCUUGCUUCAACAAAAUACCAAUAUGAGUCCGACAAACAACCAAAACCCAUUUCGGAGAGAUGAAUCUGACGACAACAAUGGCGCUAACAGAACUCAAGAUAACUCGGGAUCAGCACAAGAAAUGAUAGUAAACUCUUACCAAAAUUUGGUUCAAAGAUAUGACAGUUUGGUUAGAAACUAUCAAAGAUUAUAUAUGGUCCGGCAUCGACUUACUAAUACACCGCCUCCGCCUAGUACGAUCGACCGCGGGACUGACCCGAUGGAGACGGACACGUCGCCCGGCGGCUUUACUCGUACUUCUCACUCUUCCAGCUCCGGUGGACAGCAAGAUGAUGGAAAUCCUGUACCCAGUACAUCUCGUCACGAUGGCGGUGGUAGCGGCGAUGGCGAAGGAAGUAGCAGUCGCUUGCUAAAUCUUGAUGUUUUAUCAUUGGGAAACUCUUCGAGGGGUCAAGAUUCGUCUCGUCAGGAGCAGUCUACCACAUUCGGAUCUAGGUCUUCGGCCUUUCAACCGUUAAAUGACUAUGUAGGGCGCUCAUUUCGUACUGUAGACCAAAAUGAGCGUGUGACGAGAUUAUUGCCCAAUCCGUUCUCAUCUACAAAUAAUAAUCCAAGAUCAGUUGCUGAGGGUUCGCAAUCUACAGACAAUUCUACAAACUCUUCACGCACAAGCAUAUUUACCUCGAUUCGACCGGAAUCAUCUUUAAAUUCAGAUGUCUCGCAACACAGGUCCUUCCGUAGCUUUUCGUCUUCACAACAUUCAUCUAGCACAUCGCGAAGAGAAAGUUUUCCAAUAACUCUUGAUGAUCUAACUCCGAUAACUCGUUGGCCACCACCAAGUCCAUCUACGUCCAAUACAAGUACGCAACAAAGACCGACAAUGACCAAUUCGUCUACGCAAAUGAGUCCCGUAUCUGCACCAAUGGAUGCACAAACAAUUAACGAAAGCUUAGAUUUAAUUCGCGAUAUACUUAGAGAUUCUGGAACUAGAUUAUUGAACUUGAUCACAAACAUGUCCUUAUCCACGUUGACCGACGUGGAAAGAAGUAGUCCUCGACGCGGAAGUAAUACUCGUGCUCAUUCCGAUGAAAGCGAAACUGGAGAAAGGACUCGUGAAACAAGACCUCGAGUCCGACUUUUCAGCUCUAGUCUACGUAGAGGAUUUUUUUCUACAAGCUCUGAUUCUGACAGUGAUCAAUCCUUGGAGGUAAAUAUUUUGAGAACCCCAAAUUCGACUUAUAGAGAAGACGAAUCAAGAGACGCUGGCGGUCAAACAAACGCAACUUUCAGUGACAGACAACAACAACCCACUGAUCGUAUGACGUUUGAGCUAAACGAGGACUCGCCAACAUCCGAGGGAACUUCCCAAGGCACAAGUGGAUUCAACAUAACCGCCAGUAGCAAUAGGUUCCAUGUUCGCACACAAAGAAGUUCAGCGGGUGAAGGACCUAGUACAUCAGCUAGAGAUCGAACUGUACCAUCUGAAAGUCGCAACGAUAGCUUUUCAGCCUUUCGACAGAGUGGAUCAUCAUCAAGCCGUGACAAUUUUUGGACUAGCGGUUGUGUAGUACCUCCUGAAGAAGCGUUUAGAAAAGUUAAAGGAGGCGUUAAUGCUUUACAAAAACAUACAAUGCAAUUAACAAAUUUGUGGCUACGCGGUAACCGUACUACAAUGCGUGAACUACGCAACAUGUGGGAGAAUUUACGUCGACGUAUAUUAAUGUUACAUAGAGAAACUGGACGUCAGGAUGUACCUAGUUAUUAUACUAGAUCCCUUUUAGAAAGGUGCAUGUUAUUGACUCAGAUGACGGAUCAUAUUCGUGGCUCUACAAGAAGCACCAAUAGACCAAGAACAGAAAAUAAUGAAUCUGAUAAUAGAAACCAAAACAAUGACGCUUCAGUAAACGACACAAAUGGCGUUUCAAAUAAUGACGAACAAAAUAUGACGUUUGUGGGUGAUAGAGCCCAUAGACAAUCACCACCGGGACGUUCGCCUCAGAGGCGUUCAUCUCCUUGCCAUCGCUCCUCCCCAUAUCUUAGGAGAAGGCUUCAAUCUAGUUAUAGAUGGAGGCCCGAAGAUGAACUCAGAAGAAGAUCUCGAAACCCCUCUGUUAAUCGUCUAUCUCAAAGAUACGCAAAUAGGCCUCGCAGGGAUUUUGUUAGAGCUAUGGAAAUUAGUGCUACAAGACAUGAAAUCCGCAUGCGGGCUAUGCAAGUAUUGUCAGUCAUGUUUAAUAUGAUGAUGAUGUGUUUAGAGGAGCGUGGCCUUAGUCAACUUAUCAUCAAUAUGUUAAGGACUCUGAAAAAGGCUUUAGCCUUAACCUGUUUAAUGUUAAUGACAAAUAGAAACACCAAUCGGACGGCAAAUAAUCCGUCGCAACAGUCAAGUCGCAUGGACCCUCUUAACGUAGUUCGAAUUGAAAAUAUUGACCACGCUGGCCCUGUUAAUGUUGAUGGACCAGAUGAAUCUCCAAAUUCUUUAUCCAGUGGAACUGAUGAAGACCACAUGAAAAAACGCGAAAAUAUGGAAAAUCAACCAUCGACGUCACAGGCACCUACAGUUGAUCAAAGUUCUCCAUCUAUAAACACUGUUCAAGAAGACUAUCCAUCGCCAGCUUUGAGCUCUUGUUCUCAGAGAUGGAGUAAUCGACUUGCAGUACAAAUUGCUGCAGCAAACCGAAAUAAUUCGGUUACUGCUAUAAAUAGAAGAAAAAUAUAUUUGGAACGUAAGCGCCAAAAAGCCUUACACAGAACUAAUCCAAUAGCCCAUCCACUUAUAAAGAAAAGACUUUUCCCUCCAGUCUCUACCCAUAGAAUACCUGUAUUGCGUUCCUUACCGCGCAAAACUCAACCAACGAAGGUUUCUUCGCCAAGAAAUGAAGCUGCUAAUGCAGAACCAGUACCUGGUCCUUCCAGCUUGGCUCCGGGUGCUGAAACUGCAAACCAAGAAUCUAGAAGUGACGUGCAAAAUGAAUUUGAACACAGAGUAAAUUUAAUAAGACUUGCGCAUCUGCAAGCUGUAAGAAUAAGAAACGCCGCUAGAUUUCGACGUUUAGAAACUAUAAGACUGUACACGCCAUCUUCUGUACGUGAGAUGUUUGUUGCCCUACAAUCAAACAACACUGAUAACCAGUCGGACAACGGACCUUCACAACAAAGUACCUCAGAUAGUAGUAAUCGACGAACUUUCACCGCAUAUCGACCACAUAUUCUUUCUCCGCGAGAAUCAAAUAACAGAACGCAAGAUGAUUCGAAUACUUUUCAUACUGUGAUGAACAAUGCACCAAUGCCACUAAUGCAGGUUAAUGACCUUCCUGUACCUUCUGAAGCAUCAGGAAGUCAGCCGCAAAGACUUCCAAGAAUCCACGAAUAUCUACAACCCAUAAUUUUGGCACAGAAUGCAAUGGCAGUAGAUGAAGAUGGGAUUCCAAAUGGGGGUGGGGGCGGUGGCAAUGGUGGCGGGGGUGGAGGCGGAGGUGGCGGUGGUAGUGGAGGUGGAGGGAGAAACAUGGGAGCCAGGCGGAUGGGCGGGAUGGCUGGCUUACUUGACGCUGGUAUUAUUUCCGAUACCCUCCCAGCGCCCUCACAUCGUGUACAGGCCUGGGAUUUCACUACUGGCGCUACUCCCGACAUUGCUGAUAGUACAAAAAAUGUUGUGGUGCAAAGGUGCAGGAUCCACAAUGAUGCUAGUAUUGACAUUUCCAAAGAUGGACGACUGCUAGUGGCGUUACUACCUGUGCCCAGACUUCGCAACACUAAUCACUGGUUGGGUGUGUACUCAUUGGAGUGGUCGCGUCUAGGUCACUGCUUGCACACAGCUGUAUUAGAACAGAGUGCGGUAUCUGUAGCACUGUCGCCUACAGCUCGGCACUUGGCGGUGGGAUUGGGUUCCCGCCGCUUUACAACCACGCCCCACGCUAGGAAUAACGUAUUUGCGCUGCUCUAUCGCCUUGAACCUCUGGAGAAUACAAGCCGAACCGGUUUAUCGCCAAUAAAAGAAUUGGAACAAAACUGGGAACAUGGUUUCACUAGCCUGAAUUGCCUACGUUGGGCGCCACAACCAGGGCAAGGGCUUGUUUACGCCAAUAACACAGGACAACUAAUAAUCAUGAGUUAA